AUGCCCAAUAUAAGAUUACGUAGGAUGGAUAAUUUAUUGUACCUCUUAGUUUAUCCUCAACGCCCAUUACUAACAACACGAGCUAUUGAGCUGAUCAGCUACGAUAAACUGGGAGCUGGACAGAAUGCAACUGUUGCAGUCAUGAGUUAUAGUGGAUACGACAUAGAGGAUGCAAUUGUAAUGAAUAAGUCGUCCUUGGAUCAUGGUUUUGGGCGUUGCAUUGUAAUGAAAAGAACGUCUGCAGUUAUCCAGAAAUAUGAGAAUGGCACUUCUGACUGUAUUAUAGGGCCGCAAAAAGGAUCUAAAGGCAUGCAG
Molecule: messenger RNA, 315 nt
Organism: Striga asiatica
Lineage: Eukaryota; Viridiplantae; Streptophyta; Magnoliopsida; Lamiales; Orobanchaceae
Source: the annotation of a GenBank genome assembly